UGAUUCAAAGGUUUUUGUAACGGGUCCUUGUGCUUGAUCAUGCGGACCCCCAAAAGUUGUCACUUGAUCCGGCUCAAGUCAUCUGUCGCAUGCACGGUUUAAAAACGAUUCCAGGGUAUUAGGCGUAUUUUGAGGGCAAUUUCUUAUUGUUGUAUCAGUUUGAAUAAGGCCGUUUACGUAUUGUUAUGUGCAUGCAUGUGUGCUGAUUUUACCUUUUUAGCAUUGAAAUAUGAUGCCGCAAAUUGAUAUGGAAUUCCACUAUCAUUAGUUUGAGUGCAAUUUAAAAACAAUUAUCAUCUAUAUUUAAUGAGAUAUCAUUUGAAGUUGUGUAAUAGAGUAAUAAAUGCCCCGAGGAAAAUUAAAACUGAAAAACCUUGCUUUAUAAUCACGAGUGGUAAAAGAGCUGUACAGCAUUUAUCCAGCAAAAUAUUGUACUAAUUUAGUGCAGUGGUCUAGGGUAUAGUAUAUCGUAGGUAAUGGAUCAAGGAUAUAUGAUUGAGAAGCGAGGACUGAGGGGGAUAUCAAUAGCAGCAAGAAAGUAGGACUGCCACAGACACAGGACGCUAAUCUCAAAACAUAAAACACAUAUUCAUGGAUAAUAGGACGAGUGGCAACUCUACCGGCGUUGAACCUCCACCAGAUGCCUCUUGGUUCCUUGGUGUAAUUGUAUUCUUAAUGGUUUUAUGUAUAUUGUGCAACAGCUUAAUUGUGGUCACAUUUAUAGUGGAGAAGUCAAUUCGAAACCAGGCAAAUAUGUUUGUCGUAAGUCUUGCAUGUUCCGAUCUCGUGGUUGGCAUGGUAUCCAUUCCCUUCUGGAUAGCGAACGCGGCACUUGAUGCAGAACUCCAUUAUUAUAGCUAUACCGUCGACAUCCUGUGCGGUUCAGCGUCAAUUUUCAACUGUGCCCUUUUGAGCAUAGAAAGAGCGUUGAAGAUCAGUCUUCCUUACUGGUAUAUAAAUAAUGUGAGUUCCCUGAGGGUAAAAAUCGCUAUUCUCUGCGGCUGGAUCGGAGCCGUCUUAGUUGGAGGCCUGUCUUUAGCCAGAGGAACAGACCGAAACAAUAUUCCCUACAUAAUGUUUCUAACCAUCGUCGUUUACAUUUUACCAGUCAUGGUCAUCUUCGUUUCCUACGUGAGUAUAUUCAUCGUCGCACACAAGCAUUUGAGGAGAAUUCGAAAGCAAAAGGGCCGGCGUCCGGUCGAGACAACCCGCAUGAAUGUCUCCGAGUGGAAAACAGCACUGCGUCUUAGCGUCUUUAUCGUCGUGUACAUAAUAUGUUGGACUCCGUUAUUUAUCAAAAUUUGGAGAAAAGUUUUUUUACCAGACAGAUUAGUGGGCUUCGAGGUGGUGGCAGCCACGCUACCGAACAUUAACGCAGCUGUAAAUCCAUUUCUUUACGCUCUUCUUAAUCCACUGUUCAGGAAAGGAAUGGGCAAGUUGUACACGAGAAAUAAAGGGGCAGGUCGAACACUUGAGUCUAGUCGUCGAAACGAGCUUUCCACAGCUCAAACAAAUAUCAACAACAGCCCUUCGACUGGCAGGGCCGUAUCUGCGCAGUGUUCCCCCAACACCGAGCGGUUUCUAUUGUCAAUGCCUGCUAACUCGAGAAAGGAUCAGUUAGACGUUUAUGAAACGCUACUCACUUCGCCAGAUGUUAACCACGAAUACACAAACAAUCAUUGCGACAAUAGAAACAAUAAUUGUUUGCAUGAAACUAGCUUGUAGAAUAUCGUCAACCUUAGAUAAACAUGGUUUUGCAAAUCAUUGAAAGACUCGGUAAAAGAAAAGUUGUGAGAUUUCAACGCAUUCCGAGGUUUUUAAGCUUAAUUCUGCGUUGAAUGCAUGCAUGAAACAGCCCUGGAAGAACUAUAUCUAUCCGGGAGAAUUAUAUAUCAAUAUAUACGCAUAGGUAGCUAAUGGAAACAACCCAGUAACAAUGUCAAAUUUAUCGGCCAGGCAUACACAGCUGGGAGAAGCGCAGGAAAAGUUAAUUUGUUAAGCCGUGGGGUUGAACGUUAUGUAUGUUUACCUGUCGGAAUCAGUGGAUAUUAUUAAUUAUUAAUCCUUGCUAAAAACCGAUGCAUCAACAAAACCGAUAUAUCACCCCUAACCCUAACCCUAACCCCGUAAAACUGAAAGGAAGAGGGGAAUUUUUGAACUUUAUAAAGCAAGCUUUUCUUGUGUUUUUAAAUCUUGCUUGAUACCGCAAAUAGUUCGAAGAGACAAUAUGUCCGCCGCCAUCUUGGAUUUUUAUUAUAUGCCGCGUCACGCUAUUUUUGUCCUGACAAUAAAUUAUAUAAAUGGUGCAAUAAAUUCUAUAAAUGGAUGCCCUUGGAAAUAUAAAGAUCACUCAAAACACUGAAACAUCAACCUGACUAAUAUUUGUCUAGAAACGAUUGCAACAUUAUUGUGGACGGCGGACAGCUGUAACUAAUGAAAGAGAAUAUUCCAAGAUCUUUAAGUGUGAAAAAUUUCUAAACAAAAUUCGUUCUUUUUAAUUUAAAAACUGAUUAUGGCCAUUUUCAUAAUACACCAAACUUUGUCGAAAUUUAUUAUGAUGAAUAUUAGGAUAGUGUAGCUAGAAAUAUAUUAUGCAUAACAAUAUAUAAAAUGUAAA
This is a messenger RNA of Dendronephthya gigantea, 2617 nucleotides long. RefSeq names its product histamine H2 receptor-like. The transcript is spliced from 2 exons. Gene Ontology annotation, cellular component: membrane; dendrite. Bases 592 to 1725 code for a protein of 377 amino acids. Gene Ontology annotation, molecular function: neurotransmitter receptor activity; G protein-coupled serotonin receptor activity. The record is from RefSeq and is a predicted model, not a curated record. Gene Ontology annotation, biological process: G protein-coupled receptor signaling pathway, coupled to cyclic nucleotide second messenger; chemical synaptic transmission. Lineage: Eukaryota; Metazoa; Cnidaria; Anthozoa; Malacalcyonacea; Nephtheidae.